UGAGAGAGAGCCCUCAACCUCUCUUCCGACACGCAUAGACUUCAACUACUGAAGCACUUGCAUUUCCAACCGCACAUCGCUCUUGUACAGACGUCUGGUGUUCCGCCGCUGCCGCUGACUGCCCACCACGCUAUCAGUGAUACGGAAAGUUCCAGCUGUCAAUUUGUCUCAUACUUUUCCGAAACAAUGUUUUAUCCCGUGACAUGUUAAGUGCUUUAAACUUUAUUAAACUGUCAUAACUUAUUUCAACUUGUGAACUGCACGUCUCAGUUAACAUGUUAUCAGUGUAUUGAACUUUCACGCGGCUUUUCAACCAACUUCUCAACAUGAACCCAGAAUGAUGUUCCAGAUGGGAGCUGUGUGGAUCGUUUCCAUUAUUUUAAUCCAAGGAUGCUGCAUGGUAUUCUGCGCUGAGCACGAUUACGGAAAAAUUUUGCACUUGUCCCUACUUUUCUAUGAGGCACAGAGAUCUGGGAAAUUGCCUCCCGAUAACCGUAUACCUUGGAGAGGCGACUCUGCUCUUCUUGACACAGGUCUGAAAGGUGAAGAUCUCACAGGAGGCUAUUACGACGCUGGUGAUUCAGUUAAGUUUGGAUUCACAAUGGCUAGUGCAACGACACUCCUAGCCUGGGGCUGCAUCUCGUACAAAGACGCAUAUGUCGAUGCAGGAGAGUGGAACCGUGUGCUGGAAGCUCUUAGAUGGGCCACGGACUACUUCAUCAAGUGUCACAUCAGCCCUAACGAGUUAUAUGGACAAGUGGGGGAGUUCAGCACAAACAGCGAGCACUGGGGGCGGCCAGAAGACAUCAACAGUACUCGACCUGCGUACAAGAUCGAUAUCGAACACCCAGGUAGUGAUUUGGCAGGAGAGACUGCUGCAGCUUUAGCCGCUACAGCACUUGUCUUCAAGUCAGAGGACAAGGACUAUUCUGAACUACUACUUAGUCAUGCUGAGCAACUGUACGAUUUUGCCAACAAACAUCGGGGUCUCUACAAUGAUGCCAUAAAAGGAGCAACUGAAUUUUAUGAAUCGACAGACUAUGGGGAUGAGCUGACCUGGGCAGCAGCCUGGUUAUUCAAGGUAUCUUCCAAACGCUACUACCUGGAUGAGGCCGAACACUACUAUAUGCAGUUCCGGCUGAAGGAACGGCCAAAUGAGUUCUUCUACAACAAGAAAGUAGCAGGCGUUCAGGUAUUGCUAGCACAGUUGACCAAAAGGCAAGACUACGUGGAAGCAGGCAAGGCAUUCUGCAACUUCACUGUUUUGAACCAGCAGAAGACUCCUAAGGGUUUGGUGUACAUUGACAAGAUUGGUACAUUGUGCCAUGCUGCCAACGUCGCAUUCCUUUGUCUUCAGUUGGCAGAUGAAGGUGUUAAUGCAGAUCUGUAUCAACGAUUCGCUAAGCAGCAGAUUGACUAUAUGUUGGGCAGCUCUGGUCGCAGUUAUGUGGUUGGCUAUGGAGAGAAGUAUCCAACCAGACCACACCAUGCUGCAAGCUCAUGUCAUAUGAUGCCUGAACCGUGCACCUGGACCGAAUUCGGUUUGGACAGACCAAAUCCCCAAAUUCUUUAUGGAGCUCUUGUUAGUGGUCCAGACGAGAAUGACUUCUAUCAAGACAAGCGGGAGGAUUAUGUCUAUAACGAGGUGACACUCGACUACAAUGCAGGAUUCCAGUCUGCAGUUGCAGGCCUGCGUCAUCUGCAGUUAAAAGGAAUCUCUCUUCUCAGAUAGAACAAGCCCUCUCUGCUUGAGCAGAGCAACUACCAAGAGUCGACCCCUGUAUACCAAGAGUCUGAGGGGCGAUCGUCUGCUUUAUCAGUCACUUCUGUAUUUCUGCUUACUUUUGUCAUCUUGUUUGUCUACGGUACUCAAAAUACUCUUGAUUAACGUAGCCAACAUUAAAGCAUGAAAUUGUAUUAGAUUUAACUUUACAUUUUGUUAACAUUAAUAAUGCAAUUGGUUUUAAUUCUUAAAAUGGAGUCGUAAAGACUUGAAUUUGAUCUACUGAUGUACUCUUUACUAUGUGAGUAUUCUAUUUGUCGUUCAAGCCAUUUGUCACUAAAGUGCAAAUGCAUGAAACAUUUGGUGUUGUUUUGUUUCUGUACGCAUAUAUUUUAUAUAUGUUUCCCAAUAUAAUAAAUAGAAACUUUAACAUUCCAAAAUUGUUUGUUCUUAGUGUUAUUAAAUUAUAUUAUGGUGGGAUGUACUGUGCAAUUGUUGUGCUGACUUUGAAGAUAUGAAGAUCUGAAGUUAGUUAGAACGGAUUUCCUCCUCCAUCUUGCUCACAAUGUUUGCUAAUAAGUGUCUAAUAAUAUCAAAUGCUCCACUAGAGUUAGAAGUAUAAUCUAGAUUUCCAGAAUGUUUCGGAUUGCAUUUUUAUACUGUAGUCAACUAAGUGUCAAAUUAGUUAAUAAAGAAACUAAAUGUUUUAGUAGGUUACAUUGUUUUUGAGUUUUUAUGAGUUAUAUUUAGGCUGCUGAAAUCACUUACAAUAAUUAAUGUUUGUUCGAUGUCUUGAUGGCAAAUUGUUGAUGUAUUUUAUGGCUACAUAAUUAUUCUUAUAUAAAUUAUUAUAUAUCAUCAGGAAAACGUUGUUGCGUAAUGGUUGUUACAAAUGUUACUCGUCUAUGUAGCCUUCUAAUUUUUCAUUCUACUCACUUAUUCUAUUAAUAAACAUUUUCUUUGAAAGUUGAAUUGGAAUUAGAGGAGGAUAUAGUAAAUUUAAAGCUUUCAUUGUCGCAUUAUUUUUAAAUUGUUUAAUAUAAGUGAUAAUAUAAAAGUUCCCUGUGAUCGUGAUUUGUAGUUUUUCGGGCAGUGAGUGCUUAAAUGUGUACUAGAAAUUUUACACACAGAAUGUGUAAAAUAUUUUUAAGAGUGUAGUUUUUAUACUUAAAGAGAAGGGAAUUUAUAAUUUCAUUUUUCAUGCAAAAUGUAUAAUUUAAAUUGGUACCAGUAGUUAUUAAUUACCACUUUGUUGCCAGAAGUAUUCUUUGCCUUAAGUUUAAGAUAUUUUCCAGUAAAUUAUUUAAGGAAAAGAAAAAAAAUUUACUUCUUUCGUUUCGGAUUGUAGUUCUAGUGUAGGACCUAUACACUUGAAAUUAUAAGUAUUGUGAUAUUGGAUUUUACAAGUUUAUGUUUCAUUUUUAGGUUCUGAGACAAAGUACCUAGAGACAGUACGUAAACAAUACUUCUAUACAGUAUAUGAAUAUUUUUUUACAUGAAGAACAUUCUUGAUACAAUGUAUGAUCCUAGAUCAAUCCUAUUUUAUUUAUUUUCAUAUAAAAAAUAACCAUGUUGUUGUCAGCAAAUUAUUAUUAGUAGUAUUUGUUGUGUAAAUAAAAUCUCUGAAAAUAUGA
This is a messenger RNA of Homalodisca vitripennis (glassy-winged sharpshooter), 3357 nucleotides long. Its product is annotated as endoglucanase F-like. Gene Ontology annotation, molecular function: hydrolase activity, hydrolyzing O-glycosyl compounds. The coding region runs from base 338 to 1732 and encodes 464 amino acids. The record is from RefSeq and is a predicted model, not a curated record. Gene Ontology annotation, biological process: carbohydrate metabolic process. The transcript is spliced from 9 exons. Lineage: Eukaryota; Metazoa; Arthropoda; Insecta; Hemiptera; Cicadellidae.